Molecule: messenger RNA, 1254 nt
Organism: Eutrema salsugineum
Lineage: Eukaryota; Viridiplantae; Streptophyta; Magnoliopsida; Brassicales; Brassicaceae
Product: putative plant UBX domain-containing protein 14
Exons: 2
Coding region: 1-1254 (417 amino acids)
Biological process (GO): proteasome-mediated ubiquitin-dependent protein catabolic process
Cellular component (GO): nucleus
Molecular function (GO): ubiquitin binding
Source: RefSeq, a predicted model, not a curated record
AUGGCGACCGCAACGAGUAACGACCACCAACAGAGACUAAUCUCAUCUUUCAUAGAGAUCGCUGUUGGUCAAACCUCAGCCUGGGCUUUCGGUCAAACCAUUGAAACCGCUCAACAAUUCCUAAAGGCAACAAGCUGGAACCUUGAAGACGCCAUUAACCUCUUCCUCGUCCAUGGACAGAACAAAACUCUGUCAUAUCCGCAAAACUCAUCAGAGCAGUAUUGGAGUGAUUAUCAAGAAGAACAACAAAUCCCUCCUCCUUUACCUUCGAUUAGAGAUACUCUCUACGAUUCUUCUUCCAUGUAUCAUCAACCUCCGGUCCAAGUAGGUCCCGAGGAGAUCUGGGACUUGAAACAAGAAGCGUCCGAUUCGGGAUCUGUUGUUGGAUCAGAAGAUUCGAGACUGUCUUCUUUGUACCGUCCUCCUCUGAAACUUCUUUUCCAAGGCUCGUUCGAAUACGCGAAAGCAACUUCUUCUAGAAAGAAUCUAUGGCUGCUAGUCAAUCUCCAGUCCACGACCGAGUUUGCUUCUCAUAUACUUAAUCGAGAUUUAUGGUCAAACGGUGUCGUUUCUCAAGCCAUCGAGUCUAGCUUCGUCUUAUCGCAAGUCUACGAUGAUACCAACGAAGGACAGAAAAUCUCUACUUUCUACAGAAUCGAAUCUCUUGCUCCUGUGGUGCUUCUCAUCGAUCCAAUCACUGGUCAGAAGAUGCAUUCAUGGAGUGGUGUGAUCGAAGCCAAGAGUUUUCUCGAGGAUUUGGCGAAGUACAUGGAUUCUGGUCCUCACGAACACGUUGCUUCUCUGACAAGCAACAAACGCAUAAAAACAGAGAAGGUUUGUUACGAAAGCGACCAGACUUCUACUUGUCAAGACAUGUCUACUUUCUGGGACAACUUCUUUGAAGAGUCAAGCAACAACAUUGAUCACAUCCUCUUCGAGUCUGUGGAGGAUGACACUUUCUUAGGGUUUCCAGUUUUGACAGAAGAGCCAAAAGGAGACUGCGAUCGAAGCGUUGUGUGCAGUCUCUGCAUUCGGUUUCCAGAUGGGAGAAGAAAGCAGAGGAACUUUCUAAAGACCGAACCGGUUCAGCUUCUCUGGUCUUUCUGUUAUUCUCAGAUGGAGGAAUCCGAGAAGAAUGCGUUCAAGCUUGUCCAAGCGAUUCCUGGUUCUUCCAAGACUUUGGAUUAUGGAGCUAACGCGACUUUCGACCAAUCUGGUCUCGCUAAUUCGUUGAUCUCGGUUACUUGGGAGUGA